GCUGGAGGAGGAGAGACGCCAUGAGAGGCUAACCUAGUCAAGCGCACGGAGAAAGUGCUUCCAGCACUGGGUCUGGGUGCAGCUGCGAACAGACGUCCUUGGUUCGUGAUGGCACAGAGCAGUGACACACAGUAGCUUCAGAUGGGAUGGGUACUGUCCCUGAUGCAUUUAUGUAUGUACUACGGCACUGUGGACUGAACCAGAGCCUUCAAACUGAGCCACAUCCCCCAAGCUUUUUUCAUUUUUUGUUUUGAGACUGGGUCCUGUUAAUUUGCUCAGACUUGCCAUCCUCCUGCUUCAGCCUCCCAGAGUACUGGGAAUACAGGUUAUGCGGUACCACAACCAGUGGUGAAUCUCCAUUAGACUAAAGUCGGCUGCUCAGAAAUUCAAGUUUGCCCUCACAUGAGUUUCACUGCCUUUCAGGGACAAGUUUUCUCUAUCCGAGGGUCACAUAUACUACGUUUCUCUCUUUGUGUGUCCAAUGGAUUUUAACCUAGGGUCACAAACACACUCAGGUUCACAAACACAGGCGCAAGAUACACACAUUCCAGAACAACGGCUCAUUAUUAAGAACACUGCUGUUCGCUGCCCACUUAGCCUACACAGUGCAUUCUUCGUCCUCUCUGUAGCCGAGCUUCAAGGAAGACCAUUCUUCCCGGUGUGGAUUCGAAGUUUCCCCGCCAGCUCCGUCCGAGACAUCUCAAAGAAGCUGUCAAGCAGCUGGCUUCCCCAGGCUUUCAUUUGGACACCGUACUUCCUCUUCCUCCCGGAGAUGCGGACCUGCCUGAGCCUCGAUGGCUCCCGCCCUGGCCGUCACGCAGGUCUCGGCCUGCGCCUCUGCCCCGGAACUGCCUCCGCUAUCUUCGGCUUUCUGCUAGUUGAGCUCCUACAGGCCGCUGAGAGCUGGGUGAAGCACCGCGGGACCCGGUGGCCGUCCCCUUCCCGGGCGCUGGCCUGUCUGAGCAGGAAAGGGGACCUUCACAGGGUGAGGACAAGCGCUGCGCGGGACGCUGCACCGCGGACCCACGCAGAGCGCGUUCGGCCUCCCCUAGGCCGUGACCGAGGACGGGGAGGAAGCUUGGGAGUGCGCGAGGCGGCCGCAACCGGAUGUGCAGCGAACCCCGGGCGGAUGUGAGCCUGACCCUCGCCAGAUAUGACGCUCUCCCUGGCCAGAUGUGAGGCGAUCCCGGGUGGAUGUGAGGCAGCCUGAACCGGAUGUGAAGGGCCUCCAGGCGGAAGUGGAGCUGUCCUGAGCGGAAGUGAGGCUAGCGUGCGCCGCGGCCUUUGAAGGGAAGAGGAAGUGCUUCGGGGUCUCGCGGCUGGAGGGACUAGUUGGCCAGGUUGGGGCGCGGCGAAGGCCGCGAGGUCGCAGGUCGCGGCGUCAGUGGCAGCGGCCACCUCCGAGGCGCUACCCGAGGUGGGAAGGGGGCAGCGGCGGCCCCCGUCUUCGCGACUCGCCCGCAGAGGAAGCACAAUGUCCGCUGAGGUGCCCGAGGCGGCAUCGGCCGAGGAGCAGAAGG
This is a messenger RNA of Cavia porcellus (domestic guinea pig), 1520 nucleotides long. RefSeq lists its product as uncharacterized. Bases 482 to 1135 code for a protein of 217 amino acids. Lineage: Eukaryota; Metazoa; Chordata; Mammalia; Rodentia; Caviidae. The record is from RefSeq and is a predicted model, not a curated record. The transcript is spliced from 2 exons.